Molecule: messenger RNA, 2113 nt
Organism: Cyphomyrmex costatus
Lineage: Eukaryota; Metazoa; Arthropoda; Insecta; Hymenoptera; Formicidae
Product: sialin
Exons: 8
Coding region: 245-1846 (533 amino acids)
Biological process (GO): monoatomic anion transport; transmembrane transport
Cellular component (GO): membrane
Molecular function (GO): transmembrane transporter activity
Source: RefSeq, a predicted model, not a curated record
UUUUCAGGCUCCUUCAAAGGGGUUGAAAGUUUUUUCUUGUGUCAAGUAUCGUUCGAGUGACAUGUGAUUUACACGUGAAAAAUUGCAUUUAAUUAAAAGAAAUAUAAGUCAUUUCGUGAUUUAAAACUCGUAAUUAAAAAAAAAAUUAAAAAUUAAAAUUGAUUUUUAAGAAAGUGCUGAAAUUAAGAAACACAGAAAGAUCGGUGAGGAGCGUUUACAAUCAUCAUUAUCAUAUACCGGCGAAAUGGCAUCCAAUCGUAGUAUGCUAGAUUGUUUGACAUGCAGUCAGGUACUGAAUAUCAUGGUGAUUCUCGGCUUUAUGUUAAACUAUAUGUUGCGCAUAAAUCUAACGAUAGCAAUCGUUUCGAUGGUGAUACCAAGCAAUAGUAGCGGUCCACAUUUGCAUUCCAACGGAUCGGCGUUGGUGUCGGAUGAGUGCGGUAUCCAGGCGACGAUGAUGAACGACUUCACCCCUAUGGACACCAGGACCCCGGCGAUCGAUAUCGAUGUUAAUAGAGUCAACGAGGUGAACAACGGCAGCACGCACGCAGUGUUCCCACACUGGCACCGGGAGGAACGAGUCCAGACCAAAUAUCCGUGGAAUGAAUAUGAAGUGAAUAUGAUCAUCGGCGGUUUCUUUUGGGGUUACAUCUGCACGGAAUUUCCUGGCGGCCGGCUUGCGGAGAUAAUUGGUACCAAACGGGUUUUCGGUUAUAGUAUGCUGGUGUCGAGCUUUAUCACUCUAUUGACACCACUGUCGGCCACUUUCGGUUACACCAUGGUCGUCGCAUUAAGGGUCGUCCUAGGAUUUAUGAUGGGUGCCACCUGGCCUGCCAUCCAGCCAAUGACUGCUCGAUGGAUUCCACCGACGGAGCGUAGCAAGUUUGUCUCUCACAUGAUGGCCUCAUCGCUUGGUGCCGCGUUAACUAUGUUGAUGUGCGGAUUCCUCAUCGCCUCGCUCGGCUGGGAGUCGGUAUUCUAUGUAACCGGUGUGAUCGGGAUUAUCUGGAGCGUGGCGUGGUUCUUGCUGGUGUUCGAUUCACCGUCACAGCAUCCACGCAUUAGUGCGGAGGAGCGGCACUCUAUCGAAAGCGCAAUUGGAACGACCACCACCUCCAAGCAUUUGCCGGUACCAUGGCGCGCACUUAUUACUUCAGGGCCUGUUUGGGCUAUUAUAAUGACGCAUGCGUGCAGCGUCUAUGGUUAUCACACCAUUGUCAGUCAACUUCCGACUUACAUGAAGUAUAUUUUACACUUCAACAUUAAAGAGAACGGCUUGUUAUCCUCGUUACCCUAUUUAGGCAAAUACAUAUUUGCCUUAUCAACGGCUACCUUGGCCGAUUACCUGCGCCGUAAUAAUAAGGUAUCCGUGACGGCAAUACGUAAAAUUUUCACAACGUUCGCUCUACUAGUUCCCAGCAUCCUCAUGGUGAUCCAAGCGUACUAUGGUUGCGAUCGUACAGCGUCGGUCAUUAUAUUUACCAUUGCUCUGACAAUAAACGGUGCCGUAACAGCUGGUUACCUCGGGAAUGGUCUCGAUAUCGCGCCUAAUUUCUCCGGAACCAUAUUCGGCAUCGCCAACACCUUCAGCUCGAUAGGAGGUUUCCUUAGCACUUUUAUGGUCGGUAACAUCACGUAUCAAAAUCAAACCUACACGCAGUGGGCCAUCAUUUUCUGGAUUCUAGCAGCCAUCUACUUCUGCGGUGCAGUGAUAUUCGCUAUUUUUGGCACCGGCGAGUUACAGAGCUGGAACAAUCCGAUCAGCAAUCACACAAAAGAGAACGGUGCCAGUGUAGAAGAUGGCAUCACGGAAUCGGUUCCUCUCAAAACCAAAACAAUUUCAUAACGUUUUCAACGAGAAGGUUUAGACUCUGAUAAGAGAUUGCAAAUCAAAUGUGGCGAUGAAAGUUGCAACACAACAUAUUCCAAACGGAACAGUAUUUUUUUUUUAUUGCGUUCGGAUUUUAGGAUCAAUUGAUGAGUCUUUCAACUUGGCAAUUAUAGUUCGCAUAAAUUUUUGUCUUUUAAUACGUUCCGUGUCGCGUGAAUCAAGUCAUUUAAAACUGUUUCGGCACGGAUCAUGUUAAUAUUUAAUCAUGUUAAAGAUUUGAAA